UACGCCAGCGCCGACUGGCGUCCUGGUGGAGUCUGCACAGAGGAGACACCUGAUCCGGUGGGAGGCGGCCAGGGGAGCGGGCGCGAAUUGGCUGGAGCAGACGGGGGUCGGCUGGGCGCGGCGCUGACUGGGAGACCGCAGUCCGGGGGAGCGCACCGAAGUUCUCACGUGGCCCAGGCGCGGGGUCCAACAUGGUGGCGUUAGGAGCCCCGACUCAGUGAUGGCGGCCUUGGAGGGGCCCCCUACCGAGCGGGAGGCUGGGGGUGGCCCGGAGGUGAGACUCCGCUGCAUUCACAGAGUUGGGGGCCGCGGCGCCUGCGUCCUCCGGCAAGCUAGGAGUGGAGCAGAACUCAUAUGCCUAUGCGGAGAGGCCUGGGGGACUUCAGGAGGAUGUAGGCUCCGAGUGCGCAUGGCUGGGCAUUCUUGCUCUCGGAGUGACCCCGCGGGGAGACUAGACUAAGCUACAGGAAUGAACUGUAUGGUUCAGAUUCUGAAAACAGGAAUAAGAUGAAGGAAUGAAAAUCAAAGAUGGAAAUUUCUGAAGAAAAGAAGUCAGCAAGGGCUGCAUCCAAAAAACUCCAAAGACAGAUCACCCAGGAAUGUGAGUUAGUUGAAACCAGUAAUUCUGACGACAGAUUGUUGAAGCACUGGGUAAGCCCUUUAAAGGAUGCAGUUAGACAUCUCCCUUCCCAAAAGAGAAGUAUCAGGGAAAUGCGUAUUAUCCCCAAGAAAGCCAUUGUGGGCGAGAUUGGCCAUGGAUGUAAUGAAGGAGAAAAAAUACUUUCUGCAGGAGAAAGCUCCCAUAGAUAUGAGGUUAGUGGCCAAAACUUCAAACGUAAGUCAGGAUUAACUGAACAUCAGAAAAUUCAUAAUAUAAAUAAGACCUAUGAAUGUAAGGAAUGUGGAAAAACCUUCAACAGGAGUUCAAACCUGAUCAGACAUCAGAGAAUUCAUACAGGAAAUAAACCAUAUGUGUGUAAUGAAUGUGGAAAAGACUCUAAUCAAAGUUCAAAUCUUAUACAUCAGAGAACUAAUACAGGAAAGAAACCUUAUAUAUGUCAUGAACGUGGAAUAGACUUCAAUCAGAGCUCUAAUCUGGUGAGACAUAAUCAAAUUCACAGUGGCAGGAAUCCCUAUGAGUGCAAAGAGUGUGGGAAGGCUUUUAAGGGAAGCUCAAAUCUUGUCCUACACCAGAGAAUCCACAGUGUGGGGAAGCCAUAUUUAUGCAAUAAAUGUGGGAAGGCCUUCAGCCAAAGGACAGAUCUUACUAUACAUCACAGAAUUCACACUGGAGAGGAUCCCUAUGAAUGUUAUGACUGUGGACAGAUGUUCGGUCAAAGUUCACACCUUGUCACACAUCAGAGAAUUCACACUGGAGAGAAACCCCUCAAGUGUAAUGAAUGUGAAAAAGCCUUCAGGCAGCAUUCUCGCCUUACUGAACACCAGAGACUCCACAGUGGAGAGAAACCCUAUGAAUGUCACAAACGUGGGAAGACCGUCAGUGGGCGCACAGCUUUCCUCAGACAUCAGAGACUGCAUGCUGGAGACAAACUUGAAGAAUGUGAGAAAACCUUCAGCAAGGAUGAGGAGCUUACAGAAGAGCAGAGAAUUCACCAGGAAGAGAAAGCUUAUUGGUGUAAUCAGUGUGGUAGGAAUUUCCAGGGCAGCUCAGACCUCAUCAGACAUCAGGUAACUCAUACAGGAGAGAAACCGUAUGAAUGUAAAGAAUGUGGGAAAACUUUCAAUCAGAGCUCAGACCUUCUGAGACAUCAUAGAAUUCACAGUGGAGAAAAACCUUAUGUAUGUGGCAAAUGUGGGAAAUCUUUUAGGGGUAGCUCAGAUCUUAUUAGACACCAUCGUAUUCAUACUGGAGAGAAACCCUAUGAAUGUAGUGAAUGUGGGAAAGCCUUCAGCCAGCGGUCACACCUUGUUACACACCAGAAAAUCCAUACUGGAGAGAAGCCCUAUCAGUGCAAUGAAUGUGGGAAAGCCUUCAGACGGCGUUCCCUCCUUAUUCAACAUCGGAGAAUUCACAGUGGUGACAAACCCUAUGAAUGUAAGGAAUGUGGGAAACUCUUCAUUUGGCGCACGGCUUUCCUCAAACAUCAGAGAUUGCAUGCUGGAGAGAAACUUGAAUGUGAGAAAACCUUCAGCCGGGAUGAGGAGCUUACGCAAGAGCAGAGAAUUCACCAGGAAGAGAAAGCUUAUUGGUGUAAUCAGUGUGGUAGGGCUUUCCAGGGCAGCUCAGACCUCAUCAGACAUCAGGUAACUCAUACAAGAGAGAAACUGUAUGAAUGUAAAGAAUGUGGGAAAACUUUCAAUCAGAGCUCAGACCUUCUGAGACAUCAUAGAAUUCACAGUGGAGAAAAACCUUAUGUAUGUGGCAAAUGUGGGAAAUCUUUUAGGGGUAGCUCAGAUCUUAUUAGACACCAUCGUAUUCAUACUGGAGAGAAACCCUAUGAAUGUAGUGAAUGUGGGAAAGCCUUCAACCAGCGGUCACACCUUGUUACACACCAGAAAAUCCAUACUGGAGAGAAGCCCUAUCAGUGCAAUGAAUGUGGGAAAGCCUUCAGAUGGCGUUCCCUCCUUAUUCAACAUCGGAGAAUUCACAGUGGUGACAAACCCUAUGAAUGUAAGGAAUGUGGGAAACUCUUCAUUUGGCUCACGGCUUUCCUCAAACAUCAGAGAUUGCAUGCUGGAGAGAAACUUGAAUGUGAGAAAACCUUCAGCCGGGAUGAGGAGCUUACGCAAGAGCAGAGAAUUCACCAGGAAGAGAAAGCUUAUUGGUGUAAUCAGUGUGGUAGGGCUUUCCAGGGCAGCUCAGACCUCAUCAGACAUCAGGUAACUCAUACAAGAGAGAAACUGUAUGAAUGUAAAGAAUGUGGGAAAACUUUCAAUCAGAGCUCAGACCUUCUGAGACAUCAUAGAAUUCACAGUGGAGAAAAACCUUAUAUAUGCACCAAAUGUGGGAAAUCUUUUAGGGGUAGCUCAGAUCUUAUUAAACACCAUUGUAUUCACACUGGAGAGAAACCCUAUGAAUGUAGUGAAUGUGGGAAAUCCUUCAGCCAGAGGUCACACCUUGCUACACACCAGAAAAUCCAUACUGGAGAGAAGCCCUAUCAGUGCAACGAAUGUGGGAAAGCCUUCAGGCGGCAUUCCCUCCUUAUUCAACAUUGGAAAAUUCAUAGUGGUGAGAAACCCUAUGAAUGUAAGGAGUGUGGGAAACUCUUCAUGUGGUGCACACGUUUCCUCAAACAUCAGAGACUGCAUGCUGGAGACAAAUUUGAAGAAUGUGAGAAAACCUUCAGCAAGGAUGAAGAGCUUAGGGAAGAGCAGAGAAUUCACCAGGAAAAGAAAGUUAAUUUGUGUAAUCAGUGUGGUAGGACCUUCCAGGGCAGCUCAGACCUCAUCAGACAUCAGGUAACUCAUACAAGAGAGAAACCAUAUGAAUGCAAAGAAUGUGGGAAAACUUUCAAUCAGAGCUCAGACCUUCUGAGACAUCAUAGAAUUCAUAGUGGAGAAAAACCUUACGUAUGCAACAAAUGUGGGAAAUCUUUUAGGAGCAGCUCAGAUCUUAUUAAACACCAUCGUGUUCAUACUGGAGAGAAACCUCAUGAAUGUAGUGAAUGUGGGAAAGUCUUUAGCCAGAGAUCACACCUUGUUACACACCAGAAAAUCCAUACUGGAGAGAAGCCCUAUCAGUGCACUGAAUGUGGGAAAGCCUUCAGGCGGCAUUCCCUCCUUAUUCAACAUCAGAGAAUUCAUAGUGGUGAGAAGCCCUAUGAAUGUAAGGAAUGUGGGAAACUCUUCAUGUGGCGCACGGCUUUCCUCAAACAUCAGAGACUGCAUGCUGGAGAGAAACUUGAAGAAUGUGAGAAAACCUUUAGCAAGGAUGAGGAGCUUAGGAGAGAGCAGAGAACUCACCAGGAAGAGAAAGCUUAUUGGUGUAAUCAGUGUGGUAGGAAUUUCCAGGGCAGAUCAGACUUCAUUAGACAUCAGGUAACUCAUACAGGAGAGAAACCAUAUGAAUGUAAAGAAUGUGGGAAAACUUUCAAUCAGAGCUCAGACCUUGUGAGACAUCAUAGAAUUCACAGUGGAGAAAAACCUUAUGUAUGCAACAAAUGUGGGAAAUCUUUUAGGGGAAGCUCAGAUCUUAUUAGACACCAUCGUGUUCAUACGGGAGAGAAACCCUAUGAAUGCCCUGAAUGUGGGAAGGCCUUCAGUCAGAACUCACACCUUAUCAGUCAUCAAAGAAUUCAUACCAGAGAGAAACCCUUUGAAUAGCAGCAACUGUGGUAAGGCCUUCAGGGGGUGGACAGCUUUUCUUAAACACCAGAAACUUCACAUUGGAAAGGAAUUUGAGGACUGUAAGAGAGUCUACAAACAGGACCUAUUCUAAUAGAUAGCAGAAACCAAAUGAAUGUAGUAAAACUACAAAAAGCCUGAUGGAGACCACAUCUUAUUGCACUACAGAUGGGUUUUAUUAGGAAGACCAUGUGAAGGUGGGAAAGCAUAGAAAAUUCCUGCCGGAUUUGUCAAAGAUGUAAGUAUAAUCAAGUGGAAAAGCUAAAAGCUCUUGGACGUAAUCACCUUUUUUUUUCUGUCUCAGAAUUGACACUAGAAUAUGGUCCC
This is a messenger RNA of Rhinopithecus roxellana (golden snub-nosed monkey), 4632 nucleotides long. RefSeq names its product zinc finger protein 594 (gene ZNF594). The coding region runs from base 529 to 4284 and encodes 1251 amino acids. NCBI's taxonomy places the organism in Eukaryota, Metazoa, Chordata, Mammalia, Primates, Cercopithecidae. The record is from RefSeq and is a predicted model, not a curated record. The transcript is spliced from 3 exons.